AUGUUGAAGUUUGACAAUGGUAGAAGUAAAGGCGAAGGCAUGAGGCGACUAAUUUCAUUGCUAGUUUGUUUCUGUGUCGUGAAAAUAUCUUUCGAAGCAUCAAAUCAAAGCCCAACAAAAUUAAUUGCAAGAGGGCUUAAUAAUACUAAUGACGAGUCAAUUAUAAGUUUGAAAACAUGGCUGGAAUUUCUACCCAACGAUGAGUAUACAAUAAACUUCAAUGCGACGUUACACGUUGAAGUGAAAAAUUUCUUUGUUCAUUUUGGAGUUUAUACCCAAAAUUCAAAUGGAAAGUACGAACCUUUCAUAAAAAAUGUUACUGUGGAUGUUUGCAAAUUUUUAAAGAAUCAAAGAGGAAAUAAAUUGAUGCAAGUUUUCUACAAUAGUGGAUUUAAAAAUCGGAAAUUUCCUGAUGGUUGCCCUAUCAAGCCGCAAUUCUUCUUCCUGGACGGUCUGAAGUUAGAUGAGAACAUUUUAAAAGUUAAAUUAUUCGAAGCAAAGUUCUUGAUUGUCACCGAUUAUUGCACAAAGAUAGAUAAGGUCAAAUUUUUAAAGAAUCAAAGAGGAAAUAAAUUGUUGAAACUUUUCUACAAUAGUGGAUUUAAAAAUCGGAACUUUCCUGAAGGUUGUCCUAUCAAGCCGCAAUUCUUCUUCGUGGACGGUCUGAAGUUUGAUGAGAAUAUUGUGAAACUUAAUGUUUUCGAAACGAAGUUAUUGGUUGUCAUCGAUUAUUGCACAAAGAUAGAUAAGGUCAAGUAUUAUGCAAUGAAAACUUAUUUUGCUGUUGAUCUAGUUGAUCGAGAAAAAUAUGAACUUGAGAAAGAAAAAGAAAGAAAACUCUUAAACAAGAAGAAACGGAAAGAGACAAAUGGCUAG
Clunio marinus is the source of this 876-nucleotide messenger RNA. The record is from the annotation of a GenBank genome assembly. NCBI's taxonomy places the organism in Eukaryota, Metazoa, Arthropoda, Insecta, Diptera, Chironomidae.